This is a messenger RNA of Fragaria vesca subsp. vesca, 1517 nucleotides long. Its product is annotated as bidirectional sugar transporter SWEET15-like. Bases 203 to 1120 code for a protein of 305 amino acids. Lineage: Eukaryota; Viridiplantae; Streptophyta; Magnoliopsida; Rosales; Rosaceae. The record is from RefSeq and is a predicted model, not a curated record. Gene Ontology annotation, cellular component: membrane. Gene Ontology annotation, biological process: carbohydrate transport. Gene Ontology annotation, molecular function: sugar transmembrane transporter activity. The transcript has 6 exons.
AUCAUCCAAGCAUUUCAUUUUUCUCUGCAUGAUAAAGUAGAGAGAAAGAUAGAGCUCUAGGGUUUCCUCAGUACUCAGGCCCUUCUAGUUCUAUAUAUAUCUCCUUCUUCUAUCUUCUUCUUCCUCAAUCCUCUCUCAGUUUUCGUUACAUUAAACUGAGUUCAUCACCCUUUCCGGUCCUUUUCUCUCUGUAAUAUCAGAUAUGGCAGCUGUAGCAGACGCUCAUCAUCCCUGGGCCUUUACAUUUGGGAUAUUAGGUAAUCUGAUUUCCUUCAUGGUUUACUUAGCCCCUGUGCCGACGUUUUACCGGAUCUUCAAAAAGAAAUCGACUGAAGGUUUCCAAUCGGUGCCAUAUCUGGUAGCGCUGUUUAGUGCCACGCUUUGGCUUUACUAUGCCAUGCUGAAACAAAACGCUGUGCUGCUCAUCACAAUCAACACUUUCGGAAGUGUGAUAGAGACUCUGUACAUCGCCAUGUACAUUGUUUAUGCAACCAAGGCUUCAAGGAAAUUCACUAUCAAGUUACUCGGGUUCAUGAACUUGGGACUCUUCUCCUUGAUCCUUGUCAUUUUACAGUAUGCAUUUCAUAGUGAAUACCGUGCCCCGGUUCUUGGAUGGAUCAACGUUGCCAUUUCCGUUUGUGUUUUCGCUGCGCCGUUGAGUAUUGUGGCACAUGUAAUCCGCACAAAAAGUGUUGAAUUCAUGCCAUUCAGUUUAUCAUUCUUCCUUACUUUGAGUGCCGUGAUGUGGUUUGCCUAUGGAUUGUUCCUCAAGGACAUAUGCAUAGCACUUCCAAACGUGUUAGGUUUUAUCUUGGGUCUCCUUCAGAUGCUGCUCUACGCCAUAUACAGAAACCGCAAGCCUGUCAUAUUUGAUCCGGAGGACAAGCUCCGGGCGCCGGAACAAAUGAAAAGUAUUGUGAUUCUGAGCACUAUCCCAACUUCCGAAGUUCAUCCGGUGGAUGCUAAGCAUUGCGAUGGCAAUGACGGCGAAGACGUGGACGGAAAAGAUGGAAAUAAGGAGGGUGAUGGUGAUGAACAUGAGAAGUGCGUGGUGGUGCUGGUAGACAUGGAUGCAUCAGGUGAGCUUCAACUGAAGUCUGAUGAACCAUGUGUAGAGUGAGGCUCAACUACAAAGUGUAACAGUUACGACAUGUCGGAUUUGAUUUCUAGCGCGAGCUAGGAGUAGAUAGCUUCUUCUGGCUUGAACUAUCUCGAUCUGCUCUUCUUGUUUCUGUGCUACAGCUGUAAGUAAGGGUGGAACAAAGAAAGCUACAGCUAUGCUGCUAUGGUGCUUUCACUUGUGUAAUCAUUAACUUAGUAUGCGUUUUGCGUUUGUCCUUUUCGUUUUCAUGUAGAACCAUUUUGUGUCCAAUAGUUAACAAAGAUCUAUUAAGUCAGCUAGGGCCCCUGCAAUAUUAGUUUUCAAUUAGUUGUACGUACGUCUUCAUCUUUCUCUUAAUGAUCCAGACUUCUGUGUAGUAUUGGCUUAUAAUUUUGGCAAUCUAUGAUUAAUUUCC